This is a messenger RNA of Drosophila bipectinata, 3722 nucleotides long. RefSeq names its product GRIP and coiled-coil domain containing 185 kDa (gene GCC185). The record is from RefSeq and is a predicted model, not a curated record. NCBI's taxonomy places the organism in Eukaryota, Metazoa, Arthropoda, Insecta, Diptera, Drosophilidae. Gene Ontology annotation, cellular component: Golgi apparatus.
GAUUUGAGCUGACUUGGGAACCCUAACAGCUGAUAAGUGGCACCUCAGUGUUUUCUUCACCCAAGCUAAUCUACACUAGAUUUUCUUGAAAAACUCGAUUACUGGCUGGAAGGAAAGACCAAAACACCCAACAAAUAAAGCGUAGAUGACUGGGACACGAUUGGAUGUGAAGGGAGGCAAUAAGUAGUUAAAAUGGACACCGCAUCACCGAGAGAAGGCCAGAAGAACGCGAAUCCCAUUGAGGCAUUGAGCAAAGAUGAAAUCAUCAACAAAUACAAGGGCCUGUUAAACAUUGCUAAAAAAGCAAAACAGGCGAAAGAUGAACUCACCGAGGAGAAUCGCCUGUUGAAGGAAGCUCUCAAAAGAGCGGCGGAGAAGCAGAGCAGCUUACCGGCCAUGCAGGAGAUGCUGCAGGACUUUACCGAUAAGAAUCUAAUUCUUACCGAACAGCUCAACAGCUUGAAAGCCAAGAAUAAGGAGGAUGCUCAGCGGAUGGGACAACUGGAGAUUGAAAACGAGAGUCUGAAACGACAGCUGGGCAGGCUGAGUGAUGAAAAUGAUGAGCUUCUGGCGGAUGUGGAACGAAUGGAGAAGGCUAUGCACCAGGUUAACCUUCUGGGCAACGAGCAGCGUAAGAACUUGGAGCUCUUGGAAACUGACAUUGAAAAAAUCAAGAAAGCAGAAGCGGAAAACAACAAUUUACGACAACAACUAGCUACAGUAUCCGAAGAGUCUGCACUGCUCCAAGAAAAGUACCAAGGACUUAAGGAAAUCAAUUCGGAACAGCGCAAAAAGUUCAACUCCCUAAAGGAUCGCUUCAUUGAUGUCCACCGUAAACUUAAGGGUCUGAAGGAGUGCAAAUGUGUGCUUCUAGAGACUCAGCACGAAUACGCUGCCUCUGUAUCCAAAUGGCAAGUGGAGAUUAUCAAAGCUUCACAGUUACUGUGCUCGAAGAUGACGUCCCUGCAGGCCGAGAAUGAGAAACUGAAGCAGAGCACGGGCACGGAAUCAUCUAGUAACGGACCUGAUAGGAAGCGUUUGCUGUUGAGGAUUCACGAUCUUGAGCGGUUGGCAAAGAUUGUGAAACAGCAACAGCAGGAGCUGCCGAAAAGCCAACUCGAUGUAGAACAUGUUCUCAACAAGCUAAACACCAUUGAAAAACUGGCAGCGAUAGUCAAAGAACAGCAGAACGUAAAUAAAGAGCAACGAGACCAGAAUACAGAUCAGCAUUCUAACGAAUUAGAUUUAAGCUUAUUCCAGCAGAAAAACCAAGAACUGCAAGACCAUAUCGAAAGCCUUGAAAAGGAGUGCAAUAACCAGAGGAUUAAAAUUCAGGAUCUAGAGGCCAUAUGCGUGGAGCUGCGGCAACACAACGAAGAUUUGCUUGCUCGGUUCGGCCUUAAAGAACAAGAAAAUGAUGAAUUGCUUGCUGAAAUGCGGGAAUUGAACGAAGCGCUGAAGGGACGAGGAGAUGCAAUCUCACGGCUUCAGGAGCAGCACGAAGCGCAGGCCAAGCGAGAACACGAACUGGAGGAGCAACUUUCAAUGUCUCAGCAAGCGACGCUGGAAAAGUCACUGAAACUAGAUCAGCUUCAGGGUAGAAUCGACGAGCUGGAACAGGCGAAUGCGGAUGCCCAAAGUGAUGUACUGUCGACAUCUACAAUAUCACGCGCCGAAGAACUGAGUCGCCUGCGUGAACUAGAAGACGGUUACGAGGAAAAGUAUCACAAGUUACGCGCUCUGGCCGCCAAACUAAAGAAGAAACUCCAGGAGCAGACGCAACAGCUCCAGGAGAUGGAGCAAGGGGGCGCACUCAAGCAGGAACUAGAGGCCGUCAAAAUGGCCCAGGUUCAGUUGCAGCAGGACCUUAACGCCGCCCGAGCCGAGAACCAGAAACUCCGUUCCAAAGAAAAGGCAAAGCAUUCCCAUUCAAACAAUGUUCUUAAUCUCGAAAUCGAAGCGGCCGAAAAGUCCCUGGCCGAUGUAAGUGCCAAGCUAGCUGCAAAGUCUAAUGAGCUCGAAGCCGUCAAGGAAUCCCUGACCAGCAGGGAAAACACUGUCGCACAGCUUCGCAAGGAAAUCGCCAUUCUGGAGGAGGCCAAGAACGGGGAGGCAGAGCAUUCCCGCCAACUGAAGGAGCAGAUAAACCGGAUGCAGGUGCAGGUGAAGGAUGCUGUUCAUGGCAAGCAGCAGGCUCUGAACCAGAACAAGGAACUGGAACAAGGUGUGGAAAAGGCAAAAAUGGAAGCGGAGCAGCUGCGUCUACAGCUGGCGGAGAGCGCCCAGCAGUAUGAAUCAAAGCUGAUGAACGAAACCCAACUGCUGGAAGCUCGGACAGUGGAGCUUGAAGCCCACAUGGCGGCCCACAACGACUUGGAAAAUGCUUUAAAAACUGCGGAGAGAGCACAAGAGGAUAUGCGGGUGGAGUACACAGAAUACAAGCUAAAGGCUCAAGCGGUGCUGCGCAAAAACCAGAACAAGGGCUCGAAUCGGGAGCAGGAGCUGGAGGAAGAGCUGACUUCUUUUCGGGAAAGCGAGCGGAAGCUAAGGGAGAGCAACGAUGGCAGGGCGGCGCGACUGGCUCAACUGGACGGACAACUGGAGGCCAUGCAGCAGGACAACGCCGCACUGCAGAAACGAAGCAAAGAACUCUCAACAUUGGUUGACGAACUGCGCCAACAGAAUGAUCUACUCACGCUAGAAAAUCAGCGCCAAAUGCAAUUCCAGCAGGACCUGAUGCAGAAGCAUCGGCUGCAGGUGGACCAACUGGAAGCCGCUCACCAAACGAAAGUAAAGCAGUUGCACCAGCAACUAGAAGAGUCUCAUAAGGAGCAAGCCAACGCCUCCAAUCACAGCAACACUUCCGGCUUCAGUGGCGAACCAAGUCCGGAGCAGGCAAAGAUUGACUAUCUGCUGCAGGAUCAUGAUACAAGUCUGGAUGCCUCAGCCGGUGAGGUCUCUCUUGCGCAACUGGCGGCUCAGCGCAAAAUCUCCACUGCCUCUCGCCGAUCACACGAUUUUAUGCCACUGGAUGAGCUGCUAAACACGUCCAUGAACCAAAUAACCAGCGACACAGUGACCACCAUCUCCAAUUUCGGACGCAGCGUUUCCCAGCCGGAGGAAGACGACAUGGGAGAUUAUGCUGUACAGAGUGCCCAACUCCAGGCCACCAAAGAGCGUCUGGGAAUACAGGAGAGUCGUAUAAAGCAUCUGACUGCUUUAUUGGCCGAGAACGAGCAGGACUUGGCCAAGCUGACCCAGAUGAACGACAUGCUCAAGGAGGAACUGCGCCGCCAGGAGCGAUCCGAGGAGCGGGAACAGCACAUGCACAACUCGGAAUAUCUGAAGAACGUUUUCAUAAAGUUCCUUACAUUAAACAAUGCCGAUGAGCGACAGCGCUUGGUGCCCGUCCUAAACACCAUUCUCCGGCUAAGCCGCAACGAAAUGGAGAUGCUGAACUGUGUGGCAAAGGGCCAGAAAGUAUCCCCAGAUGGCAGCACUAGGAGCUGGACAGGAUUCCUUACGGCGUGGGGAGGAAAUAACAAUAACAGCAACUAAAUGUAGCCGUGGAGUUGUAUUAUCUUGUAUAGCUGGUGUUACUGGGAUGUGUUCCUCCCGUUGGCCAGUUGCGUACCAUACGUUCUGUAAAUCUUGUACAAUUAUGUUUUAUAUUAAUGUAUUUUAAAAUUACCCGUUGCUGUUUUGGCACAUCGUACUUUGUA